AAAGAAAAAUAAAAUAAAAUAAAUAAAUAAACUGACCGAUCUGACCUCUGUCCGUACGUUUCACCACCUGCACACUGCAAUGGAACCGCAGGAUAUACUCUACGAAACCCUAACCCCCCUCGACGGCGCCGCCCCCGACACUCCACCUCCGCCACCGGCGUCUUCAUCCUCCGAAUUCGAGCCCUACGUUGUCCUACGAAACAAGGUCUCCCUCUCCGCACCCCAAUGCCCGUCGCCGGAAUCCGCCGCGCCCGAUUACUUCUCCCUCGACGUGAACGAGGAGGCGGAAGACAGAGAUACUUCCGUUCCAGCUACUCCUCUUCGAACGCCUUCCACUCCGGCGGCGGAGAAGAGUCUAGAAGGCAAUUGGUUUCGAGCCAAUUCCCGCUUCAAAAGCCCCAUGCUCCGGCUCCACAAAGAAAUACUUGAUUUCUGCGAGUUUCUAUCGCCAACUCCAGCGGAGCAAGAAUCCAGAAAUGCGGCUAUAGAGGCUGUGUUUGGCGUAAUUAAGUAUAUCUGGCCUAGUGCUGAGACGGAAGUUUUUGGAUCGUUUAGGACAGGGCUUUACCUUCCAUCUAGCGAUAUCGAUGUUGUGAUAUUGGAUUCAAAUGUAAGAAGUCCUCAGAUAGGUCUAACUGCUCUCUCUAGGGCACUAUCUCAAAGAGGAAUCGCAAAGAAGAUACAGGUUAUUGCAAAGGCCCGGGUACCAAUCAUUAAAUUUGUGGAAAAGAAAAGCGGGUUUGCAUUUGAUGUAAGUUUUGAUGUUCACAAUGGACCAAAAGCUGCUGAGUUUAUAAAGGAUGCUGUAUUUCGAUGGCCUCCUCUAAGGCCAUUGUGUCUAAUUUUGAAGAUCUUCCUACAGCAAAGAGAGUUGAAUGAGGUGUACACAGGUGGAAUCGGCUCCUAUGCACUCCUUUCUAUGCUGAUAGCACUGCUCCGGGCUCAGGAAGACCGUCAAGCUUCUGCUGAGCAUAACCUAGGAGUGUUACUGGUGAACUUUUUCGACAUGUAUGGGUGCAAACUGAAUACAUCUGAUGUCGGCGUAUCUUGUAAUGGUGGAGGCAUCUUCUUCUCAAAGAGUAGUAAAGGGUUUGCAGUUGAAGGCCGGCCGUCUCUUCUUGCCAUCGAGGACCCACAGGCUCCAGAUAACGACAUAGGAAAAAACUCCUUCAACUAUUACCAGGCUAGAUCUGCUUUUGCAAUGGCUUUCACAAUAUUAACGAAUGCAAAGACGAUAAUGAGCCUCGGUCCAAACAGGAGUAUUCUCGGUGCUAUAAUCAGGCCCGACUCAGUACUGUUGGAGCGAAAAGGAGGGACGAACGGCAAUAUGACACUGGAUAACUUAUUCCCGUCUACUGCAGAGCCAAUGCAGCAGCUACUAGACGGAGAUCAACAGGAGAUUUACUGUAAUUGGCCGUUAAACAACGAGGAAGAUGAAGAAGAACUGCUCCCACGUGGCAACGGCGGAGAUGUGAAAUCCUCGUCGGGGAAGAAAAGGAAGAAGGCUGCGGCUGCUUCAAAGGAGAACAACACAACCCCGGUGAAGAAAGUUAAAGCACGUGAAAACGGUUCGGCGGUGAAGGAGGGCAGUUCGAAGAAGAGGCGCAGCAAGAAACACCGCCACAGUGGCGGCGGUGAUGAGAGCAGAUACAGUCGGUGGAAUCGCUCUGGUUGAUUUUUGGAAGUUUUGAGUCUAGAUUAAAUCUUUCAUGUUGGAUGAUUAGGAAUAUGUUGUACCAUCACAAUUAUGUGUAAGUUAUUAAGAUAAGUUAAGAAAACUGAAAAUUUUGUGAAAGAAAAGCAAGUUCCUUGGUGUUCAAGACCACCUAUAGUUUUUCUUUUUUCUUUUUUUUUUUGGUUGAAAUAUACUUUCUAUGUAUUUUGGGUUUAUAAUGAGAAGUAAAUUCA
Messenger RNA from Erythranthe guttata (spotted monkey flower), 1908 nucleotides. RefSeq names its product Nucleotidyltransferase family protein. The record is from RefSeq and is a predicted model, not a curated record. Gene Ontology annotation, cellular component: TRAMP complex; nucleolus. Gene Ontology annotation, molecular function: mRNA binding; poly(A) RNA polymerase activity. Lineage: Eukaryota; Viridiplantae; Streptophyta; Magnoliopsida; Lamiales; Phrymaceae. Gene Ontology annotation, biological process: polyadenylation-dependent ncRNA catabolic process; RNA 3'-end processing.